AUGUCAAGCAUAGUUUCACCAUUAACUUCCAUCAUUUUCAUAGAUCUCGUUAUUAACGUUUGUUGUGAUUACUUCCCUUUGAAAAAUACUGAAAGUGGUGAAUUUGGUCUCAAAGAUCAGUAUGGCAUACCAUGCCUAUUGUUAAAAUUUUCGGCACAGUUAUACAACUUGAACUUAAAUGGUACACAUAUUGCCACUGAGGUACCCAAAUUAACAUCACCAAAAGUAAAAUUAAGUGGAUAUUGUGCCGGUGGUGACACAAAUAAUAGUAAAGCGGAGUUUAAAGCAAGCUGGAAAAAACAGGGACGUAGAAAGCAACUUACUAUGUCCUUUGGAACGGCUUAUGUGAAAGAUCCAGUAAAUCAGCUAGAAGUGCUUCGAUGGCAAUUGAAAAUGGUUUUCUAUUCUGAAUCUUAUUCUAAGCAAUCGCUCGAAUUUUCAUCGAAAGAAGUAAUGAUGAGCGCUCCGCUGAAGCAGAAAUUUAUAUGUCACGACAAACUUAAUUUAACACUAACCAACAGGCAUUUCAAGAAUUAUAUUCUCGAAUUAAAUCCAGAAAUUAACGCGCAACCAUAUCAUGUCAUUGGCAAGCAUCCAAAUUUAUUCAUUUGUGACAGCACAAGACGACGAACGCUAGCGAAAAGUUUCGAAAGUCGGAUGACAAUUUUUUCUGGAAUAGUUCUUUGUAUAACAUCCGUAUCGUUAAUGGUUGGAUAUACUUUCCGCAGACAAUCACAUCCUAUUAGAAAGAAACUUUAUGAAUCACUUACUUAA
Messenger RNA from Cercopithifilaria johnstoni, 774 nucleotides. Lineage: Eukaryota; Metazoa; Nematoda; Chromadorea; Rhabditida; Onchocercidae. The record is from the annotation of a GenBank genome assembly.